Lolium rigidum is the source of this 1313-nucleotide messenger RNA. Its product is annotated as cysteine synthase-like. Gene Ontology annotation, molecular function: cysteine synthase activity. The coding region runs from base 167 to 1192 and encodes 341 amino acids. Gene Ontology annotation, cellular component: cytoplasm. Lineage: Eukaryota; Viridiplantae; Streptophyta; Magnoliopsida; Poales; Poaceae. The transcript is spliced from 7 exons. The record is from RefSeq and is a predicted model, not a curated record.
GUAUUAAUUUAUUCAUGCAGUAUACCAUCAGACGGGAGCUUGUCAGCUAUAUAUACACAACAUCAUUGCACAUUGGAGCACCUCCUAUUUCUACUCAUCCUUUUUUUGAAGACAUUGGAGCUUGUUUAGUUCUAGUUUUAUUUGUGGCAAAAUAAGUACCAGAGAAAUGGAGCUGCAGGAAGGAAGGAAAGGGAUACCAUCUCUGCUGUCCUCGCAGGGGGAGUGUAUUGCAUCUAACAUCACACAGCUCAUUGGUUGGACACCACUGAUAGAACUGAAAAAUAUUGCGGACAAAGAUGGCAUAGGUGCUCGGCUGAUCGGGAAAAUUGAGCCAUACCAGCCCCUUUCCUCUGUUAAGGAUCGGAGUGCUCUCAGAUUGAUAGAAGAUGCAGAGGAGAAAGGCUUGAUCACACCUGGCAUCACAACACUGCUGGGGGUUACGAGCGGUAAUCUUGGGAUCGGCGUGGCAUUCAUUGCAGCUCAGAAAGGAUACAAGUUCAUUGCGGUCAUGCCUGCCAAGCUCUCACUUGAUAAGCAGAUACUGCUGCGAUACAUUGGUGCUGAAGUGGUAUUAGUUGAUCCUGCACAACAUGGAUUCAAAGCGUUGCUUGAUACGGUAGAACAGCUGAGGACGGAUGUGGAAAAUGCGUUUGUUCUAGAUCAAUUCACCAACUCUGCAAAUCCUGAUGCGCACUUCAGAUGGACUGGGCCUGAGAUAUGGAAAGAUACAGCAGGCAAAGUGGACAUAUUUAUAGCUGCAUCUGGUUCAGGAGGCACCAUCACAGGAGCCGGGAGGUAUCUCAAGAUGAAGAGCCCGUCCAUAAAAUUAAUCUGCGUUGAACCAGCUGAAAGUCCAGUAAUUUCAGGUGGCGAGCCAGCGUUUCACAACAUCCUAGGAAUAGGGCCAGGUUUUGUCCCAGAAAUAUUGGACAGGUCCCAAAUAGAUGAAAUUGUAACAGUAACUACCCAAGAAGCUAUGGACAUGGCUAGAAGGUUGGCCAGGGAAGAAGGAUUGCUUGUCGGCAUAUCUUCAGGGGCAAAUGCAGCUGCCUGCUUAAAGGUUGCAUCAAGAGAGGAGAACAAGGGCAAGAUGAUUGUGACAAUGUUUUCAAGUGGUGCAGAGAGGUAUCUGAACACAGAGCUCUUUGCACAUGUGAGGGAAGAGUGUGUCAACGUCAACAUGACAUUCUGAUGUUCAGCUCGAGGAUCCAGAAGUUUAGUGUUAUCUUACUCUAGCUUAUAAUGACUGGAUGUUCCAGUUACUCAGCUACCCAGCCUUGUUUUAUUAAGCGACAGAACAAACUGCACUAGCA